This is a messenger RNA of Heterotrigona itama, 4189 nucleotides long. NCBI's taxonomy places the organism in Eukaryota, Metazoa, Arthropoda, Insecta, Hymenoptera, Apidae. The record is from the annotation of a GenBank genome assembly.
AUGUACAUUCAAUGUAAUAGAUUCGUCAUGUUUUCCCCACCAAUUUUGGUACCUGGAAGUGAAAAUCGAGCAUCACAAUCUGAAACCCAUUCUAUGUCUGUUGGAAGUACUUCUGAUUCCUUUAAGACUAUGACACCACCGAAUGUAAGCAGAUCACUUAGUAACCAACCAGUGGAUCAACAUCUUCGACGAAGCAGUGUUCAAGUUCAAUCUGCAACAUUACCUAAACUUCCAUCAACAGAGUCUCUAUCAACAACUGUAAAUUUUGCAACUGCUGCACCUCCACUAUCUCCAGUCUUUAGAUUCUUCUAAAUUAACAAGAAAAGAAUCAUACAAAGCUCAAAGGAAGAAUUACCGAAUGGAGAAAAAAAGAGUGGCUAAUGAACUCUUAAGCUCAUUUAAAGAUCCAACUGUUAUUGUGAUGAGUGAUUGGCUUAAAGUUCGUGGUACAUUAAAAAGUUGGACAAAACUAUGGUGUAUUCUGAAGCCUGGUUUACUACUGUUAUACAAAAGUCCAAAAACAAAAAGUAAUCAUUGGGUGGGAACGGUUUUACUUAAUACAUGUCAAGUAAUAGAACGUCCAAGUAAGAAAGAUGGAUUUUGUUUUAAAUUAUUUCAUCCUUUGGAACAAUCAAUAUGGGCUCCAAGAGGUCCGGAAAAAGAAGCUAUUGGUGCUGUUGUACAACCUUUACCAACGUCUUACUUAAUAUUUAGAGCACCUUCACAGGCAGCUGGUAAAUGUUGGUUGGAUGCACUUGAAUUAUCUUUACGUUAUUCAUCUUUGAUAGUGCGUUCAACAAGUGCAUUGCCACGUACUCUACCACAUGACACUACAACAACUCAUGAAACUCAAUGGAGUGAAGCAGAUUAUGAAAAAUACUUUGAUGAACAUGGUAGGCAUAACAAAGUAACAUCUUUUGUAACAUAUAAAAUUAAUGUUAUAUUAUAUAAAACACUAGAUUUUAUUAAACUACUUUUUGUUCCUUUAAGAAAUUUACCUCAUAUAGAAAUAUGCUUGUCUAAUUAUGCUCCUCGUUCACCUACAACACCUCAAAGACGUUUAUUAUCAUGUCCUCAGCCUUUAAUAUCUUCUAUACCGAAUGAUCCUAAAAGUGUUUGUCCAUCACCGACUCCAAUGUUUCAGCAGCUAUAUCAUGCAAUAGCAUAUUGGGACAAACAAUUUCGCGAUAAAUCUCCACUGGUAGAUGCAGAAAUUACUUUAUCUUCAAAUUCUGUAGAUUUAUUAGGUGAUGGAGAUACUUAUUCCCAUUUUGAUUCUUCUACCUCUAAGCCUAUUCCGUCUUGCACUCGGCGCAUGACUGUUCCCUCUGUACAUGUCCUGGAGUAUGAUAGCCCAACAGUAGUAACGCUAGCUCCUAUGCACUCCUCACAUACAGACCUGGACGAUAUUAGCCAGCCAGAAAAUGGAGUAGCAGCUGAUGCAGAAAUUAGUGCUUCGGACAGCGAAUCUGAAGGAUCAGCUAAAGAAGAUCAACAAGAAACAAUUAACGAAACUCCAUAUGCUGCUAAUGAACAAGAAGUCCUUGGAGCGGCUGGAGAAGUUGUUACGGAAUUACAGGAAGAACAAAAAUCUUUAAUAUGGUUCUUAAUGAAACAAGUUCGACCAGGCAUGGAUUUAUCAAAAGUAGUCUUACCGACCUUUAUUUUAGAACCUCGUUCAUUUCUAGAAAAAUUGGCUGAUUCUUAUUACCAUGCAGAUUUAUUGUCUCAAGCAGUAGUGGAAGAUGAUGCAUUUACACGUAUGAAAGGUGUUGUUAAAUGGUAUUUAUCUGGAUUUUAUAAAAAACCUCAAGGUUUAAAAAAACCAUAUAAUCCGCUUUUGGGUGAAACUUUCCGCUGCUAUUGGCAACAUCCUGAUGGUUCGAGGACUUUCUAUAUAGCUGAACAGGAAAUUCAACAUCAGCAGUUUUAGAUGGUGUUGCAAUACUAACAAUGUUGCCUAGAGGAGAAGAUUAUACGAUGACAAUACCUUAUGCCCAUUGUAAAGGAAUUCUUAUGGGAACAUUGUCUAUGGAAUUAGGUGGAAAAGUUCACAUAAAUUGUGAGAAGACAGGCUAUCAUACUGAACUAGAAUUUAAGCUUAAGCCAUUUCUUGGAGGUGCAGAACAAAUGAAUCAAGUUGUAGGAGCAAUACGUUUAGGAAAAGAAACUCUUGCCACUGUAUCAGGUUAUUGGGAUGGUCAAAUACUGAUUACAGAUAAAAGAACUAGGCAAGAAAAUGUAUUCUUCAAUCCUACUCCAGAAGUACGCAAAAAAAGAUUGAAAAAAUACACUGUGCCUUUAGAACAUCAAGGUCCAUGGGAAAGUGAGAAAUUAUGGAUUGAUGUUACUCAGGCAAUUAAUCGAGAUGAUCAAGUGGCUGCCACUGAAGCAAAAACUCAAUUGGAAGAAGCACAAAGAGAACGUGCUAAAGAACGAAAAAUUAAAGGACAAGAAUGGAUUUCCAAGCAUUUUGUUCAGGAUAUUAUAACAGGUAAUUGGGUUUAUCGACAUGCGGACGUUCGACCAUGGGAUCCUAGAAAUGAUGUUGUACAAUACGAACAAGAUUAUAUAGUGCGUACGAAAACUAGACACAAAACACCAAUUAUGCGUACUGGUAGUAUCGUAUCUGCUGAACCACAGACACAGGUGCCACUUCUUCAAGCUGAUUCACGUUCUUCGCUUUCUGUAUUAAAAUCUUCUAAAAGACAAUUGUCUAAUAAUUUACCAUUAACAGAGACCGCUCAUGAUUCUGGAAGUUCUUCUGCAGAAGUACACUCAGAUUCUAGUCAGUCAGUAGGUAAAAGAAAACGUUCUACAGCACGGAUAAUAGAUAUUAUUAAAGAUGUAGAAAGACAAAUGUUAGAACAUGGUGAUAGACUUAAUCGUAUACAACACAUAUUAGAACAACUUGCUAUAAAACAAAGAGAACAAGGUGAUCAACACCAUAGUAUAAGUAUGUUGAAAAGCUUCAUAGAUACGAUUCUUGUUAUUAUAAUAGUUUUCUCUGUACAAUACUUUGUGGUCAUAUUUCAAUAACACCGCAGAUGAUAUUUGCAGCAUUAAAAAAGCUUCAAUUACGUAAAGUUUAUGUUCCAUUAAAUCUUAUUAGCGAAUAUUUACGUCGUUCUUAUCCAGUUGAAAAUAAUGUAAAAAUAUUUACUGAGGAAUUAAAAAGAAAAUUGAAUUGUGCUGUACAUGUCGGAUUAAUAUUAAAACAUGCAGAGGAUUCGUAUUAUUUACCUACUCUAAGACAAGAAGCAAAUGCACUUAAAACAGCAUUCACUGCAUUUUGGGAAAUAUAUAAAAACUAUUCCAGACUCUCUGUUUCAGAAACUAAAAACCAGCACAAAACUUAUUCUACACUAAAAAAGCGAACCAAAAAUAUGAAAUAUCUCAAAAAUAAUGAUAAUCAUAGUAAAUAAAGAUAUAAUUAGUUCAUUGUUUGUGUAACGCGCAAUUAAAAUAUUUAAAUGAAAUUAAUGCAUGAAAAAGAAAGAAGUUUCGAGAUACUCUAUAUUAAUUGCAGUAAUACAAAUUACAUUCCAAUAAUAUUGCAAAAUAUAAAUUGCAGCAAUACAGUAGUAAUAAAAAUGAGUAAUACUUGAAAAUAGAAUAGAAAAAUCAUUAUAUUUUAACAUUAUUAUUAAUAUUAAAUGGUUUAUAGUUUUCUUAAUUAUACAAUUAUUUUAUAUAUACUUUAUAAUGGAAAGAAAUUAACAAAUUUUUAAAUGAAUUUUACAUAAAUUUACUGAGAUGAAACUAUUUAUUACAUACAAUGAAUAUAAUUUAUAAUUUUAUUAUAUUAUUGUCUUUAUAUAUAUAUAUAUAUAUAUAUAUAUAGAAAAAAUAUAUUCAUAUUAAUUUUAUAAAAAUAUUUCAUUUUACACAUAUUAUAAAAAUUAAUAAUUUACUUUUUAAACUUAUAUUAUAAAAAUCGAUUUAUUUUUCAAAACAUUUCUUUAUACAUAUAUACCACAAUAUGAAUAUACAUAAAUAUUAUACAAUCAAAUAGGUAUAAAGAAACGAUUAUUUCAAAUAUAUGUUUCAUCUAAAUCAUUGUUACCAUAAAAUAUUCAAAAUUAUUUUCAAUUAUUACUUAUUUAAUUAUUUAUUUAUGUUCUUUGUCUUUUUACAUCAAUGGAAACAUUGGUUUAAUUUUUGAUAAAAACAUAUUAAAGACUCUUAA